UCUCCUUGGUUGUCAAGAGGGAUGAAUAUCACCUUUCCUGUUUGUCUUCAGAAACCUACACCUACAGCUACCGAGGGGAUAAACGGAGACGGUUCAGCUAGUAUUAGCAUGGCUUCACGGAAGAUUAGGAAGAGAUGGUCUGCCGAGGAGGAUGCGGACCUGAUUGCAGCUGUAAAGCGGUGUGGUGAGGGAAACUGGGCUCACAUUGCUAGGGGAGAGUUUAGAGGAAGGAGAACCGCCUCCCAACUCUCACAGAGGUGGCCGCAUUUAAGAAAAAAGUAUGAUACUUCGACCUCUGGUAGCCAACCUGGCGUACAGCAAACUGAAGCGCAGAUAGCAGUAAACCAUGCGUUAUCUUUGGCUCUGGGAAACCGUCCCCCUUCAAAAAAAGUUGCAGUAGGAACUCAAGGCAAUGGAGGCCGUCCUGCUCAAGGUCAACAACAGUCCAAACCAGUUGCUGUUCAAACAUUGUCUCGGGCAGCAACAACAGUUCCAGCUUCAAAAUCUCGACUUGGUGUUAAGAAAACAACAGCAAGCUCCACUUUCAGAUCGGAUUUAAUGGUAACGGCUAAUUCAGCAGCUGCUGCAGCAUGCAUGGGUGGCGUAUCGACUGGUCCAUCAGUACCAAAGGUUGAAUCUGUAGAAAAUGCGUCUACAGCCUGUAUGCCUUGUCCCUCAGGUAGCCUCGUUGUGCCAGAGGUUGAGCCAGGAAAGACUGUUGCCGCUUCUAGUAUUACUAAACCGGUUGGACCUGCGAAUGCACGGCCUCUAGCUAAUGGAAACUUGAAACCUGUGACGCCUUCACCAUCUUCUGUCAUACCUCCUCUCACGGAUGGAUCUGCAUUGCUUUCUGCUUCUACGCACUUGACCACUGCAUCGAAGAUCGUCUCCAGUCAGAGAGUUUCUGCAGCCUCUGUCCCAGCAACUGUAUUACCUCCAAAGGCAACUGCAGGGACUGCUAUUUGCAAACCAGAUGGUGGACACAAAGAGCAAGCUCGAGAAGAUGGAGCAAGCUCAUUGGUUGCCAUCCAGUCAAAUAACAUGAUCUCAACAAACUCGGAGACUAGCAGGGGAAAGCAGGCUGCUGCACACGCUCAGACUGCAGUUCUCGGUGCUGCUAAUCAAAGUUUGGUGGAUAAAACUGCAGUGCCAUCCAUCAGUGGAGCUGGUUCGAAAUCUAAAUCCAAAUGUGAAGUAAACAACAAUGUCGGUUCGCUAAACAAAGUGAGUAAUGCAUGCGGAGAGCCAACAGAGGUUGCAAAUGUGAGAGGGACCGGACAGGGUGUUUAGUUCUUUUGACAGAAACAUGAAACAUCUUAUACUUUUGUUUUGGAGCUUUUUAGUUUUUAUUAGGAAACUGAAAGAAAGAUAUUAUGUAAAGUAGGCCUUUCCCAGUACAUGGUACUAAUUAAUAAUACAAAUCUCAUACACUUUCAAUC
Messenger RNA from Raphanus sativus (radish), 1439 nucleotides. RefSeq lists its product as uncharacterized. Bases 22 to 1290 code for a protein of 422 amino acids. Lineage: Eukaryota; Viridiplantae; Streptophyta; Magnoliopsida; Brassicales; Brassicaceae. The transcript has 3 exons. The record is from RefSeq and is a predicted model, not a curated record.